AUGCCUGUUGUGAUUUGGUUAUCAGAAGUUGGUAAAGAUGUUACGAAAAAAAAUUCUAUCAAUUGGGAUCAUACAAAAACAAAGUUAAAUAUUCAACAUCGACAAACAAUUAUUCAAAAUAGAUUACGAGAAGCUGAACAUAGUUUAAACUUUCAUCUACAACAAUCAUAUCCAUUCGAUUGUGAAUUAAACAAUAAGACUGCUUUAGUUAGUUUUUUGAAUGUUAUCUCUCAUGGUGUUGUUACUCUUGCCGAAAAUAGCUUAUAUUAUUUCCGGACCAAUUUUGAACAAAAGAAAAUCUUAUUAGACUUUGAUAUUACUGAUGCACGUCUUGUCAAAUUAUUUUACGAUUUAAAUCCUACACAAGAACAGAUUUCGAGUGUUCAAAAGAUUUGGCGAGCCAAAGUUAAAUCUUGUAAACAAACAAUUCGCCGAAAAAAGAAGUAUCAUUCAUCAUCAAUAAUGCACACAAUUUCAAUGAUAGAUUUUGAUCAAGAUCAACAAAAAAAUCUACGUUCAAUACAAUCAUUUACUACUCCAAUGCAAAAAAUUAUUGAAGCUCGCCUAACAAAUAUUGAAGAACGUACACAACAAUUAAUGAAAUUCAUUUAUACUAUUAAUGACAAUGUCUUCUUCUAA
Messenger RNA from Rotaria sp. Silwood1, 639 nucleotides. The record is from the annotation of a GenBank genome assembly. Lineage: Eukaryota; Metazoa; Rotifera; Eurotatoria; Philodinida; Philodinidae.